Molecule: messenger RNA, 1149 nt
Organism: Indicator indicator
Lineage: Eukaryota; Metazoa; Chordata; Aves; Piciformes; Indicatoridae
Gene: FEN1
Product: flap structure-specific endonuclease 1
Exons: 1
Coding region: 1-1149 (382 amino acids)
Cellular component (GO): nucleus
Molecular function (GO): 5'-flap endonuclease activity; magnesium ion binding; RNA-DNA hybrid ribonuclease activity
Source: RefSeq, a predicted model, not a curated record
AUGGGAAUCCACGGCCUGGCCAAGCUGAUCGCUGACGUGGCUCCCAGUGCCAUCCGGGAGAACGACAUCAAGUCCUACUUCGGCCGCAAGGUUGCCAUCGACGCCUCCAUGAGCAUCUACCAGUUCCUGAUCGCCGUGCGGCAGGGAGCGGAGGUCCUGCAGAACGAGGAGGGGGAGACCACCAGCCACCUGAUGGGCAUGUUCUACAGGACCAUCCGCAUGGUGGAGAACGGCAUCAAGCCUGUGUACGUCUUCGACGGCAAACCCCCGCAGCUGAAGUCGGGGGAGCUGGCCAAGAGGACCGAGCGCCGGGCCGAGGCCGAGAAGCACCUGCAGGAAGCGCAGGAGGCCGGGGAGGAGGAGAACAUCGAGAAGUACAGCAAGAGGUUGGUCAAGGUGACCAAGCAGCACACUGAUGAGUGCAAGAAGUUGCUCAAGCUGAUGGGCAUCCCCUACGUGGAGGCGCCGGGAGAGGCUGAAGCCAGCUGUGCUACCCUGGUGAAGGCUGGGAAGGUCUAUGCUGCUGCCACGGAAGACAUGGAUUGCCUGACCUUUGGCAGCCCUGUCCUGAUGAGGCAUCUUACAGCCAGCGAGACCAAGAAGCUGCCCAUCCAGGAGUUUCACCUCAACCGGGUUCUGCAGGACCUAGGCCUGACCUGGGAGCAGUUUGUGGACCUCUGCAUCCUCCUGGGCUGCGACUACUGCGAGAGCAUCCGCGGCAUCGGGCCCAAGCGCGCCGUGGAGCUCAUCAGGGAGCACAAAACCAUCGAGAAGAUCAUUCAGCAGAUAGACACCAAGAAGUACCCUCUGCCUGAGAACUGGCUGCACAGGGAGGCCCAGAAGCUCUUCUUAGAGCCCGAGGUGGUCGACCCCGAGGCUGUGGAGCUGAAGUGGGGCGAGCCCGAUGAGGAGCAGCUCGUGCAGUUCAUGUGCGGGGAGAAGCAGUUCAACGAGGAGCGGAUCCGCAGCGGGGCCAAGAGGCUGCUCAAAAGCAGGCAGGGCAGCACGCAGGGCAGGCUGGAUGACUUCUUCAAGGUGACAGGUUCCAUCACCUCAGCCAAGCGCAAGGAGCCCGAGACCAAGGGCUCAGCCAAGAAGAAAGCCAAGACCAACAACGCCACAGCCACCAAGAGCAGAAAGGGGAAGUAG